This is a messenger RNA of Morus notabilis, 1819 nucleotides long. Its product is annotated as beta-taxilin. Bases 72 to 1505 code for a protein of 477 amino acids. Gene Ontology annotation, molecular function: syntaxin binding. The record is from RefSeq and is a predicted model, not a curated record. NCBI's taxonomy places the organism in Eukaryota, Viridiplantae, Streptophyta, Magnoliopsida, Rosales, Moraceae. The transcript has 13 exons.
AUCACUCUUGUAACGCUUUCCUCACUCUACUCUCACUCUCUUCUUUCUCUCCUUCCAAUCUACCUGGUAAUAUGGAGAACCCUGAUGCAAAUCAGCUUCCUGAAGUGGAUUCCUUGCCUGAUGGAUUUGUCGAUGGCUCCGCAGAGCCUGUGGCUCCUGCAACUCCUAAUUUAGAACAAGAGAAGCUUUUGGGUAACCACAAGAAGGGUGAUGUCUCUGAAGUUGAUUGCUCAAGUGAAUCCCUUGACGAGUCUUCCUCAAAUGAGUCCCGAAAAAUUGAGGGUAGGACAGAAAAGACUCAUAAACUGAGAACUUUUCCUGUUGUAUUAUCUGAAUCAGAGAUUUUUGAUGCUUCAGUUGAGGCACCAAGAAAGGGCUCUGUGGAGCAGUCAGAAGGUGCAUUCGUCACACUGGAUUUGACUGAAUCUUCUGCGGAGGCUUCCGUUGAGGUGUCAGAUUGUCGUGGGGAAAAGGAACAACUUAGAGAAAAAUGUCAAAGUUCAGAGACACCCACUGCAGGAGGCUCAGAUGUAAAAACUGAUAUAAAGGAAACGUCUUCACCAGAGAUUGCAGAUGCUUCGAAAAAUAGAAAAGCAGAAACCAGUGAGACCAAGCGUAAGAGUGCAAAGCGUACCUUGAAAUCAGAAAAAGAGUUCCUAGAGUUCACUUUGAAAUAUCAGCAAGUUCUUACUGAAAGAGAUGCAGCCAUUGCUGUCCGAGAUAAACUUGAGUCAUUGUGCCGGGAGCUGCAACGUCAAAACAAAGUGUUAAUGGAUGAAUGUAAACGGGUGUCCACCGAGGGACAAACUUUAAGGUUAGACUUGUCAGCUAGGUUCCAAGAUGCAAUAAAGGAUGUGAGCAAUAAGCUAGAUGAGCAAAAGAACGAAUGUCUCUCUCAGCUAAAGGAGAAUGAGAUGUUAAGAUCUAAUCUGAAGCACCUUGUUGAGCAGUAUACUCUCUCAGAAAAGCAAUUUGAACAGAAGCUAAAGCAGAAAUCACUGGAACUUCAGAUUGCUGAUUUGAAGAUUAAGCAAAAUGAGGAGAAACUAGUUCAGGAACAGUCCCAGAUAAAAUUAUAUGCAGAACAGGUGUCACAAUUACUAGCAACUGAAAAGAAUUUGCGAUUGCAGCUGACAGCUGAUGGAGAAAAGUUUCAACAAUUUCAGGAUGCUUUGGUAAAAAGCAACGAAGUUUUUGAGACAUUUAAGCAAGAUAUUCAAAAGAUGGCAAAAUCUAUUAAGGAACUAAAGAAGGAAAAUUCAUUCUUGAAGAGCAAAUCUGAGAAAUCAGACAUUACUCUUAUAGAACUCGUUGACGAGCGCGAGCGGUUGAAAAAACAGUUGGAGAAAACAAAGAAACAGAAAGAGAAGCUUGAAUCACUGUGCCGGUCUCUUCAGGCAGAAAGAAAACAAAAUUCUAUUGGGAGCAACAAUUCUGAUUCAGCUCUGGCAGAAAGAAAACAGGAUUCCGUAGGGAGCAACAGUUCUGAAUCUGUUCCGACAUGACUAGUGAGGGAAUCAAGCAUGCUCUUAUGGCCCUCGUUUUGUUUAUGAUUGGCUUGUUGUCAAGAGCAGGAACUAAGGUUAUUAUUAUAUAUUCAGACUUGUUUUGAAGCAUUUUGUGUGUCGCUGUCACAAUACCGGCUUAAGGGUAAGGUCAUUAAGGCUACUGCCUAAUUAUUAAGCAAAGGCCCCUUUAUUAUUAGCCAUAAGGGAACUCUCAAUUAAUUACCUUUGUAAGGUUCAAAAUGUUUAAGGGCGUGCUUACAAAUUCGGAAUUUACAUUCAGGAAAAAGAAUUAAGUUCAUAAUUUUGAAUUA